ACAUAAAAUCAAAGAAAAAGAAGCUCUUUUCAUUACUGUUUCUCUCUCUCUCUGUGUACAAAAUCCAACCUUUUUUGACUCUUAUUUGCUUUCAAUUUUAGGGUUAAUUUCUGUAAAUUCUCUCUAGUUCACUUCUCUUUCUGUGUUCAUUCCUAAAGUCAAAAGCAAAAAUCUUUAUAAAUUUGCGUAUACAGUAGCUCUUGUUCUUAUUCUUCUUCUUUAUAUCUCCAGAACAAGAAACUUCCUCUCCAAUUUUUCAUUGUUUUGUUGCUUGUCUAGAUAUUAAACUAUAAAACAGUGUUGCUUUUCCUGGGUUUUCACCCAUCAAGAUCCAAUUUGAUGUAUAGAAAAAAUAGUGGCUCCUUAUUAAAAAGAGAGAAUCUUUGAUAAAAUUGUAUGUUUCGGACGAAAAUAGUGGGUCUUUGUUAAAAUUCGAUUUAAGUGAACAAUUUGCUUGAUUUGGGUUCUUUUGGGUUUGUGAUCUAAACCAAAACCAUGGCCGUUUCAACAAUAGCUUUAUAUGCGAGCCCACCUAGCAGUGUCUGUUCAGCUCCGCACCCAUGCCAAAUCAACGCUCAUGCGACUUAUGAUUUUGAUUUGAACUCAAGAUCUUCAUCAACAGCUUCGUCUAGUGCAUCUUCUUCGCAGAAAUCUGUGGUCGGAGGCCUGUCGUGUUUGUUUUCUUCUUCAACUGCAAAACAUUCGUCGUUUUCAGCUGACAGAGAGGAGUUAGGGUCUUUGUGGCGUGAUAGAGCAGAGGAUUUGAAGGAAUUGAGCGGUUCAUUUCGCUUUUCACCCAGCAAAUAUAUAGGUGGGUCUUCUUUGAAGAGGGAUCAGAGUCCAAUUUCGGUGUUGCAAGGUCCAGUCUCGUGUUCUAGUAGUCCUCCUAUGAGGAUUGCUCGUGAAAGGAGUACUGAUGUGGGUUUCCAGAGCUCAAUUCAUGGCUCAUUUCGCAGUGGGGCUAAUGGGUUGUUUGAUGGGUUUGUGGGACAUGCCUUGGGAUCCUGCGUUGAUUAUGAUUCGCCAGCGCCAACUUUUGAGGUUCCUAAUACUGUAAAUGAUAUGGGUUCUUCAUCUGUUGCUGUGGAUGAAUUGACAUUUAACAUGGAAGAUACUUUUGUGGAAGCUAAUAACGAGCCCUAUGCAAAAGAUUUGCUGUUAGGUGCACAACUGAGGCACAAAAUAUUUUGUGAAGACUUUGUAAUUAAGGCUUUUUAUGAGGCUGAGAAAGCACAUAGAGGACAGGUGCGAGCAAGUGGAGAUCCAUAUUUGCAGCAUUGUGUGGAGACUGCAGUUUUGCUCGCAACGAUUGGGGCUAACUCUACAGUGGUUGCUGCAGGGCUUUUACAUGACACUGUUGAUGAUUCUUUUUUAAGUUAUGACUAUAUAUUUAGGACAUUUGGAGCAGGGGUAGCCGAUUUGGUGGAAGGGGUCUCCAAGCUAAGUCACUUGAGUAAGCUUGCACGCGAGAACAAUACGGCAAACAAGACAGUUGAAGCAGAUCGCUUGCAUACCAUGUUCCUUGCGAUGGCUGAUGCCAGGGCUGUUCUGAUAAAGUUAGCGGAUCGAUUACAUAAUAUGAUGACAUUAGAUGCAUUGCCUUUGAUCAAGCAACAGAGAUUUGCUAAGGAGACUCUGGAGAUAUUUGCACCAUUGGCAAAUCGUUUAGGGAUCUCUAGUUGGAAAGAGCAACUAGAAAAUCUAUGUUUUAAGUAUCUCAAUCCAGAUCAACAUAGAGAUUUGUCCUCUAGACUUGUGGAGUCCUUUGAUGAGGCCAUGAUUACUUCUGCAACAGAGAAAUUAGAGCAUGCUCUUAAGGAUGAAAACAUUUCGUACCAUGUUCUGUCUGGACGGCAUAAAAGCUUGUAUAGCAUUUAUUGCAAAAUGUUGAAGAAGAAGCUGAAUGUGGAUGAGAUUCAUGAUAUUCAUGGACUUCGACUGAUUGUUGAAAACAAGGAAGAUUGUUAUAAGGCAUUAGGAGUUGUUCACCAGCUAUGGUCUGAAGUACCUGGAAAAUUUAAAGACUACAUAAGUCACCCCAAGUUCAAUGGGUAUCAAUCUCUCCAUACUGUAGUAAGAGCUGAAGGCAUGGUGCCAAUUGAAGUUCAAAUUCGGACAAAGGAGAUGCAUUUGCAGGCUGAGUUUGGUUUUGCGGCUCAUUGGAGAUACAAGGAAGGUGAUUGCGAGCACUCCUCAUUUGUGCUUCAGAUGGUUGAAUGGGCACGAUGGGUUGUCACAUGGCACUGUGAGACAAUGAGCAAAGAUCGAUCUUGCAUUAGCUAUGCUGAUUCCAUAAAGCCUCCCUGUGCAUUUCCUACACAUUCUGAUGAUUGUCCAUAUUCUUACAUGCCGCAAUGCAGCGAGGGUGGACCUCUCUUUGUCAUUAUGAUUGAUAAUGAUAAGAUGUCAGUUCAAGAAUUUCCUGCAAACUCAACUGUGAUGGAUUUGCUGCAAAGGGCUGGUCGGGGAAGCUCAAGAUGGUCUCCUUAUCGGUUCCCUGUGAAGGAAGAGUUGAGGCCUAGGUUGAAUCACAAGCCAUUAAAUGAUCCUACAUGCAAGCUGAAGAUGGGGGAUGUGGUGGAGCUGACUCCAGCCAUACCCGACAAAUCUUUGACAGAGUGCAGGGAAGAGUUCCAGCGCAUGUAUGACCGAGGAUUGACCACUGUCUCAAGCACAGCAGCUGCUAGUGGGGUGGCUGGGUUGAGAAGUUGACCAUUAAGUGAUUGGCCCUCAAGUAGUAUACCAUUUAAUGACGAUUGGUUAUUCUUGUAUGUACAUAUGUUUGUAUAGAACAGCUACAUGUUUCUGGUGAUGAAGACACAGUGACUAACUGUAUUCAAAAAUAGAGCCAAAAAAGAUUGAUUUUGAAGUUCUCAAAAUGAAUGCUGGCUUCUGUUCUUUUUUAUUUUAAGCUUUGUAAUUUGCAUAUUGAUCAAUGGAAUUGAACUAUUUUCAGUUUCUAAAA
Molecule: messenger RNA, 2965 nt
Organism: Jatropha curcas
Lineage: Eukaryota; Viridiplantae; Streptophyta; Magnoliopsida; Malpighiales; Euphorbiaceae
Gene: RSH3
Product: RELA/SPOT homolog 3
Biological process (GO): guanosine tetraphosphate metabolic process
Cellular component (GO): chloroplast
Source: RefSeq, a predicted model, not a curated record